CAGCCCGCUGCCUUCUCCUCCCUUUCUCAGUCUGCUUAUCCCACUAACAAGAGGGGAUUAUUUUUUUAUUUUUUUAUACCUGCAUUUGAAUGUGUCCACUUCUGUUUCCCACCUUUGUGUGUAGUAUCUGGGUGGGGAAGUUGGAGGAGCAGUGUUGGACGUAGUGGGAGCUCGAUCACUGAGCUGAAGAGGGAGAAGACAGGGACACUUGGAAGAGGACAAGGAAGAAGCAAUCAUGGGUGUACAAAAGGAAGACGUGGAAAAGUUCCUGAACGGGAAUCCUGAUUUUGCUAAGAAGUACUUUGCCAAGAAGAUGAACACCUCCACCAUAUCGAAGGUUUCAGGACUCCCAGAGAAACAGAUCGACUUCAGCCAGUUUCAAGAGCUCACUCAGAUCGAGGAAAGCAAAAUCAUGUAUGACCUGAUCAAAGACAUGCAAGAGAACAUCAACAUGGAAAAGGUGGUUUUCAAGAUCCUGAGAAGGGUCAGCGCACUCUUGCACGCCGACCGCUGCAGCUUGUUCAUGUACCGCCAGCGCAAUGGCGUGGGAGAGCUCGCCACACGACUCUUCAACGUGAGCAAAGACUCCGAGUUUGACGAUUGCAUUGUGCCACCAGACUCUGAGAUCGUGUAUCCGCUGGACAUGGGAAUAGUUGGCAAUGUGGCUCUGACCAAGAAGUCAGUUAAUGUGAAAAACGUCAAGGAGAACCAGCACUUCAGCUCAUUUGUUGACGAGCUCACAGACUACGAGACCAGGAAUAUUCUGGCUACACCCAUCCUCAACGGCAAAGACAUGGUGGCAGUGGUCAUGGCUGUGAACAAGACCACAGGACCACAUUUCACUGCUGAAGAUGAAGAUCUUUUUUUGAAGUAUAUGAGAGUUGCCACUUUGAACUUGAAGAUCUACCACCUGAGUUACCUCCACAGCUGUGAGACGCGUAAAGGACAGCUGCUGCUAUGGUCAGCCAACAAGGUAUUCGAAGAGCUGACAGACAUCGAGCGACAGUUUCACAAAGCCUUGUACACAGUCCGAGCCUACCUCAACUGUGACCGCUACUCUGUUGGUUUACUAGACAUGACGAAGGAAAAGGAGUUCUUUGACAUCUGGCCAGUUUUGAUGGGAGAGCAGGCACCUUACUCUGGCCCUGUAACCCCUGAUGGCAGGGAGGUAAACUUCUACAAAGUGAUUGAUUAUAUUUUACACGGAAAGGAAGACAUCAAAGUAAUACCCAAUCCUCCCGCAGAUCACUGGGCUUUGAGUAGUGGCCUUCCCACUUAUGUUGCUGAGAGCGGCUUUAUUUGUAACAUUAUGAAUGCAGGCGCUGAUGAGACGUUCGAUUUUCAGAAAGAGCCAUUGGACAGCAGUGGCUGGACAAUAAAAAAUGUUCUCUCGCUGCCAAUCGUCAACAAAAAGGAAGAGAUAGUUGGCGUAGCCACGUUUUACAACAGAAAAGAUGGAAAGCCUUUUGAUGAUCAGGAUGAGCAGCUCAUGGAGGCUUUGACUCAGUUCCUGGGAUGGUCAGCGUUGAACACAGACACCUACGACAAGAUGAAUAAGCUUGAGAACCGCAAAGACAUCGCUCAGGACAUGGUGCUCUACCACGUCAAAUGUCGAGAUGAUGAGAUUCAGAACAUCCUGUACACCAGAGAGCUCUAUGACUGUGAACCCAGAGACUGUGAAGAGGACGAGCUCCUAGCUAUCCUGAAAAAAGACCUUCCUCCACUAAUUAAGAAGUUUGAGAUCUAUGAGUUCCGCUUUUCAGAUUUUAAUUGCACAGAGAUGGAGUUGGUGAAGUGCGGGAUCCAGAUGUACUAUGAAGUCGGUGUGGUCAAGAAGUUCCAGAUUCCACAAGAGGUGCUGGUUCGAUUCAUGUAUUCAGUCAGCAAAGGGUACAGAAGGAUCACCUACCACAACUGGCGUCACGGCUUUAAUGUUGGACAGACGAUGUUUACGCUACUGACGACAGGAAUGCUGAAGCGAUACUACACUGACUUGGAGGUAAUGGCGAUGAUAACCGCAGGAUUCCUUCACGAUAUUGAUCACAGAGGGACAAAUAACUUGUACCAGGUCAAAUCUGGUAAUCCUCUGGCCAAGUUACACGGCUCUUCCAUUUUGGAACGGCACCAUCUAGAGUUUGGAAAGUUCCUCUUGGCUGACGAGACACUGAAUAUCUAUCAGAACCUUAACAGGCGACAGGUUGACCACGUGAUCCAUCUCAUGGACAUCGCCAUCAUCGCCACUGACCUGGCUCUUUAUUUCAAGAAGAGAACCAUGUUCCAAAAGAUUGUGGACCUCUCACAUACGUAUGAGGAUGAAAAGAAAUGGGUCGACUUCAUGUCACUAGAAACAACCAGAAAAGAGAUUGUCAUGGCCAUGAUGAUGACCGCAUGUGACCUGUCCGCAAUCACAAAGCCUUGGGAAGUUCAGAGCAAGGUUGCCUUGUCUGUGGCAGCAGAGUUUUGGGAACAGGGUGACUUGGAGAGGACUGUACUGGAGCAGCAACCCAUUCCCAUGAUGGACAGGAACAAGUCAGCUGAGCUUCCAAAGCUUCAGUGUGGUUUCAUUGACUUUGUCUGCACGUUUGUCUACAAGGAGUUUUCUCGCUUCCAUCCACAAAUCCAGCCCAUGCUGGAUGGCAUCUUAAACAACAGGAAGGAGUGGAAUGCCAAAAAGGAAGAGUACGAGGCUAAGCUCAAAGCCAUCGAAGAAGAAAAAGCUGCUAAAGAGGCAGCGGCAGCCAGCAAAGCGGCUGCAAACAACCCCAGUGGUGGGUCUGGCUCCAAGACCUGCUCUGUGUGCUAAUCAGCCAAAGAACUGCUGACAUUCCUGGGGUCUACGAAGACACUCAUGACGGACUGAGUCUCACCCCAGCAGAAACAAACAAAAGAAAAAGUCAGGGAGACGGAUAUAUGAAUGCACAGCCCUGUAGUAACUCUUCAGAAAAGGGGGUCCAGUCGGAAAAGGAAAAACCUGAACACGGCGAGAUCUCCACCAAGAAGAGCAAAGCUUUAUUUUUAAGAGGCCAGGUGAGCCAAAAAUUAAUUCGGAUCAAGGAAAGACUGACCACAUUUUGAAAAAAGGAAAAAAAUCCUGCGAUUACAUUUGAGGCAAAAUUGCUGCUUCCUGUCUUAAAAUAAUUGUACUUUUAUGAAUCAAGACUGAAGAUGAUUUUUGCAUCUCGUGUUCCUCUGAUCUUAAAAAAGUUUGCUUAUCUUUAAAGGAUUUGUGUUAGUGACAAUGUGUGAAUGUGUGUGUGCUUGUUGUGUGUUUCUCAUAUG
Molecule: messenger RNA, 3279 nt
Organism: Pundamilia nyererei
Lineage: Eukaryota; Metazoa; Chordata; Actinopteri; Cichliformes; Cichlidae
Gene: pde6b
Product: phosphodiesterase 6B, cGMP-specific, rod, beta
Exons: 24
Coding region: 236-2803 (855 amino acids)
Biological process (GO): signal transduction
Molecular function (GO): 3',5'-cyclic-nucleotide phosphodiesterase activity; protein binding
Source: RefSeq, a predicted model, not a curated record